Molecule: messenger RNA, 2652 nt
Organism: Phoenix dactylifera (date palm)
Lineage: Eukaryota; Viridiplantae; Streptophyta; Magnoliopsida; Arecales; Arecaceae
Source: RefSeq, a predicted model, not a curated record
CCUCCUUCCUAUUACUGUGCCGGCUCAUCAUCUUGGGACAAAGGAGUGAUCUUCUUCCCUCUGCCAGAGAGAAAUCAAUUCACCAUCUUUGUGUGGGGUUUUUAAUAUAUGAGAGGUUGCAACUCUUAGUCUAGGAAAAGUUCAAAGGAUUGCUGCAAGACCACGGAUCUACUAAGAUUUCAUUGGUUGAGCUGCUUUAAGCCUGUAAUUCGGCAUCCUGAAAUGCUCGAAACAUGGUCAGAUUUCCUUGGCAGCCAGUCUGAACUAUAAUUUUUGGGCUCUAUACCAUCAGUUGUGUUCUGAGCCCUCCCCUCUAAGAAGUAUGGGCACGGGAAAGAUCAGUAAUUGUGGCGGGAAUGUUAACGGUCGCUUCCUCUUCUCCUAACAGAAAUUUAAAUCUUUUUCUCCGAAAACUGAAAAGGUUGACGGGUGGUAAGCUUACCUCCUAAGAGGAUGAUGGUUCUCCACUUCAUCCCCACUGUCCCCUGAAGAAUAACAAACUUUGCUUGAUCUGACGGCAUGCUUGGAAUCUUUGUACACCCAUUUGGAAGAUCAGCUGGCUCUUUUUGUCCUCCCCUUUUGCCAAAGCCAAGCAAAAGGAUGGAAGAAGGCGAGGGUAAAGAUAAGGAGAAGUGAAAGGAAAGCAAAGUAGAAUUAUAGGAGGAAAAAGAAAGGAAGCAGAGAAUCUUCUCCACUGAAGCAAAACUAUGACCCAUCAUCCAUUGAUUCAUCCCAGCCAAUUACACCAACCAAGAGGCCAAGGAGGAAGAAAAACAAACCGCUCUCUCCAUGGGCAAUUGCUUCCAGAAAACCUAUGAAAUUCCAAUCACCUCUGGCUCCGGCAAGUCCUCCACUGGAGCUUCACGUCGACGUUCCUUCCCCAAGCAAGAUGCACGACAACCGAAGCCCACCGCCUCGUCCGCCUCCAUUUCGAGAACACCCUCCUCGGCUCAAAUUGGGUUCAUCCUCGAGAAGCCCAUGGUUGACAUCAACUCCCUGUUCACGCUUGAAAAAGAGCUUGGCAGGGGCCAGUUUGGGAUCACCUAUCUAUGCACUGAGAAGGCUACAAGUCUCAAGUAUGCUUGCAAGUCGGUGUCGAAGCGCAAGCUUUUGAGCAGGAGCGACAUUGAGGACCUCCGGAGGGAGGUGCUGAUCCUCCAGCACCUCACCGGGCAGCCCAACAUUGUAGAGUUCAAGGGUGCGUAUGAGGACCGGCACAGCGUGCACCUUGUUAUGGAGCUGUGCUCUGGUGGGGAGCUCUUCGACCGGAUCAUAUCGAAGGGGAACUACUCAGAGCAAAAGGCUGCUGCGGUAUGUAGGGACAUUGUGACUGUGGUGCAUGUGUGUCACUUCAUGGGGGUGUUGCACCGGGACCUCAAGCCGGAGAACUUCUUGCUUGCCAGUAAAGACGAGGACUCCGAGCUCAAGGCCACUGAUUUUGGGCUCUCUGUGUUCAUCGAAGAAGGUAAAGUUUAUAAGGAAAUUGUAGGAAGUGCAUAUUACGUCGCCCCAGAGGUUUUGCAGCGAAAUUAUGGGAGGGAGAUUGAUAUGUGGAGUGCUGGAGUCAUCUUGUAUAUUCUUUUAUGCGGCGUGCCGCCAUUCUGGGCAGAAACCGAGAAAGGUAUAUUUGAUGCCAUAUUACACAGUGAAGCCGACCUCAGAAAUCCACCAUGGCCUACAAUAUCUGAAAAUGCAAAGGACCUCAUAUCAAAGAUGUUGACGAAAGAUCCUGUGAAACGUAUCACUGCCGCCCAAGCCCUUGAACAUCCAUGGCUCAGAAAAGAUGGUGAAGCAUCGGAUAAACCUAUCGAUAGUGCAGUUCUAAUCCGAAUGAAGCAGUUCAGGGCAAUGAACAAACUAAAGAAACUUGCUCUAAAGGUCAUCGCAGAGAACCUCUCAGAAGAGGAGAAGAAGGGUCUGAAGCAAAUGUUCAGAAACAUCGAUACUGAUAAGAGCGGUACAAUUACAUAUGAAGAAUUGAAGGUUGGUCUGUCUAGGCUAGGAUCACGGCUUGGCGAAGCAGAAAUCAGACAACUUAUGGAUGCAGCUGAUGUAGACAAGAAUGGGACUAUUGAUUACAUGGAAUUCAUUACUGCUACAAUGCAUCGACAUCGACUGGAAAAGGAUGAGGACUUGCUUAAGGCUUUUCAAUACUUUGAUACGGAUGGAAGUGGGUAUAUAACAAGAGAUGAACUGAGACAAGCCUUGUCGCAAUAUGGAAUGGGUGAUGAGGCAACCAUCACUGAAAUAAUUGAGGACGUCGAUAUAGAUAAUGAUGGAAGGAUUAACUAUGAAGAAUUUGUGGCAAUGAUGAGGAGAGGAAACCAUAUGUGAUCUUAAAGGAAGCAGAAUACAUACCAGUUGACAAGAUUUCUGAACAACGCUGUGCCUAAACAGCAUUCCUUGCAUACUGAAUAACUAAGUAAACCAAAAGCUCCCUGCUCAGUUUUAAGGCAUCUUGAGUUAUAAAUACAUAAGUCAGAACAUGUUGGCAAAAUCUGAGAAUACAUGGCAAACUUGGUCUUCAAAUAUCAAGAGCAUCUUCGUCACUCCGAUAUCAUUAAUAAUGUUGGGAGAUUAUCCAAGAAUGUCUGAACUAAUAGACACUUUCGAUCUAGUAUUUAUAAAUUUCUAAAAGCGUUUCGUCUCUUA